AUGCUCUCGUCCACGGCCACAACGUUCCAGCGUCUCAAAUCGCUCUCCUGCUAUGGGCUGAUCGCCUCCUCGCUCCCGCUCGCCGCGGCGACCGAGCUCGCGCGGGCAUACAGCCACGGACAACCCAUGCCCGUAACCUGUCUGAACCGGACCAUCGACUCGGGCGAACACAUAACCGACAGCCUCGGCAAGCUGCAGUACAUCCCCUUCCCAACCUGCAACGAGACCUUCCUCCCGCUCGCGCUCCGCUACGGCGUCACCGAAACAAUCAACUGCACCAUCGCCUCCCUCCCGGACGAACUGUACCACCUGCUCGAGUACUACGUGCACUCGGACGUGCCCAUGUCCUGCCGCGUGCCCACCGGCCCCCUGACGGCCGACGGCCACAUCCCGGACCCCUUCAAACGCCGACACAGAGGGCACCGAGCUGGCGGAUCUGCGCGACCCGGACGGCCCGCCCGCAGCCAUCUGCACAUCUGGACGGACAUGAACGUGCUGGCGCACAACAUCGCCGCGGCACCGGCGACCGGCAAGACGAAGAGCAAGUCCAAGGGGAAGGGGAAGACGAAAGUGCCGCCCGGCUACGUCGUGGCUGGCACGGCGUACUCCGUGCCCGAGUUCGACGUCGCGGCGAUGCGAAAGAUCCAGACGGGCCGCAGCGAUGAGGAGACGGCUGUUGCGGAGGCGGCGCGCGAGCCCUGGACCGCCGAGCACGGCACUAAGGUUGUGCGCGGCGAGCCGCUGACGUUUACGUUCCAUGUGAGCUGGAUUGAGGGUGGCCGGGGCAUUGGGUGGCCGUCGGCGGCGGGAGAGGCGCAGGGGGCGAGCGUGGGCGGCGUCUUUGCGCGGCUGUUCUUAUUCGUGAUGGUGGGCGGCGUGGGCGGCGUGCUGGCGCUGUAUUGGGAGCGCACGCGGCGGCGCGGAUGGCGCGGGGAUGCCAUCCUCGGCGUGCCGUCCCGGGGUAAGGGGUCGGUGGGCAUCUCGUACGGCAAUGGCGGGAAGACGAAUGGGUAUGGGUAUGGCGGUACGGGCUAUGGACUUGGGCUUGCGCCACCGCUGCAUGCGCAGGUCCUUGCGCAUCUGGCCGCGCCGUACAUGGAACCGCUGCUGGUUGGCCUGCUGCUUGACGCGGUUGGCGUUGCAGGUGAUCUGGAGGGUGCGCAGGGCGGCGGCGAGGUCGGUGCCCUUCUCCGGCUCGACGUGCACCUGGCGGCCCAGCGACGGGCCCAGCUUCAGCUCAACCCGCCGCACGGCCGGGCGGUAGUUGUCCGUGCCGGCGGACAUGCCGACGGCGCGGCCGAGCGAGAGCGCGUCGCCGAACACGCUCUGCCGCGAGCCGCUGGCGUUGCCGGGCUGCUGCGGUGCGGACGGCUCCGAGGAUGCGGCGGUGUUGCUGAUGUUGAGCUUGCUGAGGAUCUGGUCGAAGUCGGAGUUGCAACCUCGCUUAUCUUCGCGACAUACAAAAUGUCCUCCAUCACCAUCGCGACGCUCCCCCGCCUGAGCCGGGAUGCGCUCUCGACCAUGUUGCUUGCCAGUGCGCCGUCGAAGCUGGCCAUCAUUGAUGUCCGCGAUUCAGAUCACGUCGGCGGCCACAUCUACUCCUCCACCUGGGUGCCCAGCUCGUCGCUCGACUACCGUCUGCCGGAGCUGAUCCGCACGUUGCAGGACAAGGAGAAGGUCGUCUUCCACUGCGCGCUGAGCCAGCAGCGCGGGCCGUCGGCGGCGCUGCGGUACGCCCGCGAGCGGGAGCGUGUGCUGGGCCCUGAGGAGAGCAAGAAGCAGGAGGUGUAUGUGCUCGAGGGCGGGUUCGUCCAGUGGCAGGAGAAGUACGGCAAGGAUGAGCGGUUGACCGAGGCGUAUGUCGAGGAUAUCUGGCGGGAGUAUUGA
Messenger RNA from Aspergillus terreus NIH2624, 1887 nucleotides. RefSeq lists its product as uncharacterized. The record is from RefSeq and is a predicted model, not a curated record. The transcript is spliced from 7 exons. The coding region runs from base 1 to 1887 and encodes 628 amino acids. Lineage: Eukaryota; Fungi; Ascomycota; Eurotiomycetes; Eurotiales; Aspergillaceae.